CUUUCUCAGUUCACUUAUUAUUUGAAAUUUGGCGAGGCAAGAACUGUAAAAAAAGGGUGGACACUUAAAACUGAAAAAAACUGCUUUGCAGCAGACGUGGCCAAUUUUAAAACAAAUUGUGUUUGUUAUUAGAUUAUUAAAAAGUAUUAAUUGUUAGAAACAAAUAUAAAUAAACAUAAGCAGACAAUAUGAAGUACUUACUCUUAGUGGGAUUGUUAUUAAUUGCCGGCUUUGGACAAAUAAGGGCCGAUGACUCGCAAGAAGAAGUAGCCACCGAAACUGUCGACCUGAACUUGGGAUCAUUCAAAGAAGCUUCUAGAACCGAUUCCGAUGCUGUUCAACGUGAGGAAGAAGCCAUUAAGCUGGAUGGUCUUAAUGUGGCCCAGCUAAAGGAAAUACGCGAAAAGGCUGAAAAGUUCAAUUUCCAAACCGAAGUGAAUCGUAUGAUGAAACUCAUUAUUAAUUCAUUGUAUCGCAACAAGGAGAUAUUCUUGCGUGAAUUGAUUUCGAAUGCCUCAGAUGCCAUCGACAAGAUUCGCCUUUUGGCGCUUACCAAUAGGGAUGAGUUGGAAACGAAUCCGGAAUUGAACAUACGCAUUAAGGCCGAUAAGGAUAACAAAGUCCUGCACAUUAUGGACAGUGGUAUUGGUAUGACCCAUCAGGAUUUGAUCAAUAAUUUGGGAACAAUUGCCAAAUCGGGCACUGCUGAUUUCUUGGCAAAAAUGCAGGAUCCCUCCAAGGCUGAUGGUCAAGAUAUGAACGAUAUGAUUGGUCAAUUUGGUGUGGGUUUCUAUUCGGCCUUCUUGGUUGCUGAUCGUGUGGUCGUCACUACCAAGCAUAACAACGACAAACAGUAUGUUUGGGAAUCAGAUGCCAACAGCUUCAGCAUUACCGAAGAUCCCCGUGGUGAUACCUUGAAACGUGGUUCAAUUAUCUCCUUGUAUUUGAAGGAUGAGGCUCAAGAUUUCUUGGAGCAGGAUACAUUGCGUGAUUUGAUUCGUAAAUAUUCGCAAUUCAUUAAUUUCCCCAUUCGCUUGUGGACCAGCAAAACUGUAGAUGAAGAAGUACCCGUAGAGGAGGAAGUCAAAAAAGAGGACGAAACUGAAAAGCCCGCUAGCGACAAUGAGGAUGAUGUGCAAGUCGAGGAAGAUACCAAUGAAGAUGGUGAUGAUAAACCCAAAACCAAGACAGUCUCGAAAACCGUUUGGGAUUGGACUUUGAUCAAUGACAGCAAACCCAUCUGGACACGUAAACCCAAUGAAGUUACCGAUGAGGAGUACAAUGAAUUCUACAAGAGUCUAACAAAGGACACCAGUGAACCUCUAACCCAUACACACUUCAUUGCUGAGGGCGAAGUUACAUUCAAGAGUUUGUUGUAUAUACCCAAAAUUCAACCCUCGGAAUCGUUCAAUCGUUAUGGCACCAAAUCCGAUAACAUCAAGUUGUUUGUACGUCGUGUUUUCAUCACCGAUGAAUUCAACGAUAUGAUGCCCAACUAUUUGAAUUUCAUUCGCGGUAUUGUGGACUCGGAUGAUUUGCCUUUGAAUGUGUCGCGUGAAACUUUGCAACAGCACAAACUGAUUAAGGUCAUCAAGAAGAAAUUGGUGCGCAAAGUUUUGGAUAUGAUUAAGAAGAUCAACAAGGAGCAAUACGAGAAAUUCUGGAAGGAAUAUUCAACAAACAUUAAACUCGGCAUCAUGGAAGAUCCCAGCAAUCGUUCCCGUUUGGCUAAACUCUUGCGCUUCCAGUCAUCACAUGGCAAAGAUGUCACCUCAUUGACGGAAUAUGUUGAACGCAUGAAGCCCAAACAACAAAACAUUUACUUCAUUGCCGGUGCCAAUCGUGCUGAAGUUGAGAAAUCUCCCUUCGUUGAACGUCUCUUGGCCAAGGGCUAUGAAGUUUUGUAUCUAGUCGAAGCCGUUGAUGAAUACUGCAUCUCUGCCUUGCCCGAAUUCGAUGGCAAGAAAUUCCAGAAUGUCGCCAAGGAAGGUUUCAAACUUAACGAAUCCGAAAAGAGCAAAACUAAAUUCGAAGAAUUGAAGAAUACAUUCUCACCCUUGGUCAAAUGGUUGAAUGAAAUUGCCCUCAAGGGACAAAUCUUAAAGGCUGAAGUGUCCGAGCGUUUAAGCAACUCACCUUGUGCCUUAGUGGCCGGUAUGUUCGGCUGGACCGGCAAUAUGGAACGUUUGGCCAUGUCCAAUGCCCAUCAAAAGUCCGAUGAUCCUCAGCGUACCUACUAUUUGAAUCAAAAGAAAACUUUGGAAAUCAAUCCCAGACAUCCUUUGAUACGGGAAUUGCUCAGGCGAGUCGAGGCCGAUGAGGCUGAUGAGACAGCCAAGGAUAUGGCUGUCAUGAUGUUCCGCACUGCUACUUUGCGUUCCGGCUUUAUGUUGCAAGAAACUGCCGACUUUGCCGAUACCAUUGAGAAAAUGAUGCGUCAAACACUGGGUGUCUCACUCGAUGAACAAAUCGAUAUGGAUGACGAUGAGGGGGAGGAGGGCUGGGAGAGCAAUGAGGAGAACACCUCCACUGCCAGCAAUGACAACGAAGAAGAUGAUGAUGCUCAACACGAUGAACUCUAAAAACAUUCGCAGCAUUUUUUUCUCUUUAGUUUCUAGACUGAAUUUAUAGUUUCCUUUGGAAGACAAGAAGACGGCGUAGCUGUAAACAUUUCAUUGGAGAGAGCGGGAAAGUUUAUGCUUUCCUUGUCACCAUUUGCAUCUAAAUUCAACAUGAUUAAGUUGUUUUGUUUAGUUUUACAAUCAUUAUUAAGUUAAACAUAGCAUAUCUAAUUGUAAA
This is a messenger RNA of Stomoxys calcitrans (stable fly), 2799 nucleotides long. RefSeq names its product endoplasmin homolog (gene Gp93). The transcript is spliced from 5 exons. The record is from RefSeq and is a predicted model, not a curated record. Gene Ontology annotation, biological process: protein folding. NCBI's taxonomy places the organism in Eukaryota, Metazoa, Arthropoda, Insecta, Diptera, Muscidae. Gene Ontology annotation, molecular function: ATP hydrolysis activity; ATP binding; ATP-dependent protein folding chaperone. Bases 189 to 2582 code for a protein of 797 amino acids.